AUGCCAUCACCCAUUCCUCUUAACUGUUUUUUUUCUUUUGAGUUUUCCCCAUCUGUGAAUCUGCGACCCUGUAGCAGCCCCUUAGUUAUCCCUGGCAAAGACACAAAAAACUUCUUAGGGGGCACCCCUUCGUUCAGGGCUCGCCGCUUGCCUCCCCGCCUCUCCUGGUGCUCCAUUGACUGGGAUCAGCUCUGCCUCCUCCAGCCCCUAGGCUCUGGGGGCUUCGGCUCCGUCUACAAAGCCACCUACCACGGUGCAACUGUGGCUGUGAAGCAGGUGAAGAAGAGCAGCAAAAACCGGCUGGCAUCGCGCCAGAGCUUCUGGGGCGAGCUGAACGUGGCCCGGCUACAGCACAGCAACGUGGUACGUGUGGUGGCUGCCAGCACGUGUGCCCCGGCCAGCCAGAACAGCCUGGGCACCAUCAUUAUGGAGUAUGUGGGCAACAUCACCCUCCACCAUGUGAUUUACGGCACUGGUGACGUGUGGAGACAGGGCGAGGAUGAUGAAGGAGGAUGUGGAAGGGAGGCCCUGAGCAUGGAAGAGACUGUGUGCUAUUCUUGUGACAUUAUGGCUGGCUUAGCCUUUCUGCACUCACAGAGCAUCGUGCACUUGGACCUGAAGCCUGCAAACGUCUUCAUCACCGAGCAGGGAGUGUGCAAGAUUGGAGACUUCGGGUGCUCCCAGAAACUGGAAGAGGGCUUCUCCCAGAGCCCCCACGUGUGCCAGCAAGGGGGCACGUACACCCACCGUGCCCCUGAGCUCCUCAAAGGGGAGAGGGUCACUGCCAAAGCAGACAUCUACUCCUUUGCCAUCACCCUCUGGCAAAUUGUCAUGCGAGAGCAGCCCUACCUGGGUGAGCGGCAGUAUGUGCUCUAUGCUGUGGUGGCCUAUAACUUGCGUCCUUCGCUGGCUGCUGCCGUUUUCCACGAGUCACCAGUGGGCCAGAGACUCCAGAGCAUUAUUAGCUGCUGCUGGAAGGCUAAUGCAGAGGAGCGCCUGAGCGCAGCCCAGCUGCUUCCCAGCCUCAGGGCCCUCCAGGGGAGCCUCUAG
Messenger RNA from Tyto alba (common barn owl), 1050 nucleotides. It is a transcript of the gene MOS, whose product is annotated as MOS proto-oncogene, serine/threonine kinase. NCBI's taxonomy places the organism in Eukaryota, Metazoa, Chordata, Aves, Strigiformes, Tytonidae. The record is from RefSeq and is a predicted model, not a curated record. Gene Ontology annotation, biological process: protein phosphorylation. The transcript has a single exon. Gene Ontology annotation, molecular function: protein kinase activity; ATP binding. The coding region runs from base 1 to 1050 and encodes 349 amino acids.